AUGGAUUCAGUUUCAGUUCCUAUUUCGCUUCAUUCGCACGCUUCAUCUGUUCCGAUCCUUAAUGGAACAAAUUUCUUAGACUGGUCUGAGCAAGUCCAGUUUCACCUAGGUGUAUUGGAUCUUGAUUUGGCACUUCGGACUGAGAAACCACCUGCUAUUACCGAGGAAAGUAGCGCGGAAGAAAAAACUUUAAGUCAUUCUUGGGAAAGAUCGAACAGAUUGAGCAUUAUGUUUAUGCGAAUGAGUAUAGCAAACAACAUUAAGUCAACACUUCCUGAACGUGACACUGCUAAGGAAUUUUUUAAGACUGUGGAAGAACAUUUUCGUUCAGCUAACAAGUCUCUUGCUGGGACAUUAAUGGCUGAACUUACCACCAUGAAGUUUGAUGGUACUCGUGGGAUGCAUGAGCACAUCCUUGAGAUGUCAAAUCUAGCUGCUAAACUGAAGGCUCUUGGGAUGAAUGUGGAUGAGUCUUUUCUUGUUCAAUUUAUUUUGAACUCCUUGCCUCUUCAGUAUGGGCCAUUUCAAAUUCAUUACAACACUAUUAAGGACAAGUGGAAUGUAAAUGAAUUGGCCAGUAUGCUUGUUCAAGAAGAGACAAGACUUAAGCAACAAGGACAUCAUUCAAUUCACCUUAUAAGUAAAGGAGCUAGUAAGAAGUGGAAGAAACCUAAGAAGGGCAAAAGGGCAGAACCACCUAAGAUCAAUGGGCCAACUCAAAGAAUAGAGGUUCAUGAAAAGGGACAAAACAAUAUCAAGUGCCAUUUCUGUAAGAAGUUUGGGCAUGUUCUGAGAGAUUGCCACAAACGUAAGGCAUGGUUUGAGAAAAAAGGUUCCACUGUUCAUGCUUCUAAUUCAAUGCAGGGCUUCCUUACAAUCUAG
Messenger RNA from Vitis riparia (riverbank grape), 882 nucleotides. RefSeq lists its product as uncharacterized. Lineage: Eukaryota; Viridiplantae; Streptophyta; Magnoliopsida; Vitales; Vitaceae. The coding region runs from base 1 to 882 and encodes 293 amino acids. The record is from RefSeq and is a predicted model, not a curated record. Gene Ontology annotation, molecular function: nucleic acid binding; zinc ion binding. The transcript is spliced from 3 exons.